This is a messenger RNA of Cryptotermes secundus, 5561 nucleotides long. RefSeq lists its product as uncharacterized. The transcript is spliced from 9 exons. Gene Ontology annotation, molecular function: DNA-binding transcription factor activity; RNA polymerase II cis-regulatory region sequence-specific DNA binding; protein binding. The record is from RefSeq and is a predicted model, not a curated record. Gene Ontology annotation, biological process: regulation of transcription by RNA polymerase II. Bases 1192 to 4734 code for a protein of 1180 amino acids. NCBI's taxonomy places the organism in Eukaryota, Metazoa, Arthropoda, Insecta, Blattodea, Kalotermitidae.
ACAAAUCAAUAUUUUCUCCUUAAAAUUUAUUUGCAAUUUUGCCAUAUCUGAGGCUCAUAUAUGUUGAAGUACUGGAACAAAAAUUCGAUUUCUAACAAGCAUGAAGUAUGUAAUUUCGUAUGCAAUAAGAUAAACUUAACUUUAUUCAUUCUGCCUUCACACCAGUAAACGAUUGUAGAAUAAUUAUUUGUAAAUAUUUAGUGCCUUAACGUGUAUUGGUCAGCUGUGACCUUCAGAUCGCAUGAAAUCAAAAUGUUUAGAAAGUACUAUUACAAAGCUCAUAAUACAUAUUUGGUAUGCCGUUUACUUUCGGCCAACAUGGAAUACUGGACAACAAACACACAAAAUAACUCCUUUGUUUUCAUUUUUUUUUUUGCAUGUGUGGUUUACGAAUCUUGUUGUGCCAUCUAUUGUCGUCUUUUGCAAAUAUUUCGAUAUAUUCACAUCAUCAGCGCCUUCUAGAACCAAAUCUCGGUCGCAGUACAGGGACAUUCGAGCUACAGAAUGUGUAAUUGUUAGGACUAUAUUGGUGUGCUUGUAAGUGAAAGCACCGUAAACUGUACUAUGGCGUUUAAGGUUGUUUGAAUUAUGUAAUCGAUUUAUUUUGAAACCUCUCCUAUUUUAUCAGAAUAACAAUUAAAUACACGCGAGACACCUACUACACAUGAAUGGCAAAGAGAUCAGUUCUCAUAAUCUGAAUGAAUCAUAAGAGUAUCAUAAAGGGUGUCACUUCUACCUCACUGGUACUGCACCAGCUGCUUUAAUGCCUACUCUAAGGAGGUGUAUGGAGUUCUCAAGUUGGGAUAACAACUGGCUGGAUGGCUGAGGGUUAGGAGUUUGAGUCCUGGUAGGGGCAAGUUUGUUUUCCUCUCCACAGGAUCCAGACCAGCCGCCUAUCCGAUGGGCACCAGGAGCUCUUACCUGCAAAGAUUUCAACGUGUAGAGAGCUUUGUAGAGCUAUUACAGUUGAAUAGGGACCUGCAGCAGUGUAGAGAACUGUACUUUUUGAUGACCAGCAGAGAAGGAAGAGUCACAUAAAUUUUUGUACUAUAUUAAGGGGUUGGUGUAUCACAAAGUUUGAGGACACCUGAAAUACACCAUAGUGAGUCAAAGAGGAUGAUGGGCAGGGCAUGCAAUACACAGAGAAGAGAAUAUGCCAUUAGGAAGGUGCAGGCAAACCAGAUGUAAAAAAUGGAUUCAAUAAAUAUGCAGUUUACUACAGGACAACUUAGCAGUCACAACAUAACAAUGCAAUUUCAAGCCGUCCAUUGGGAAGAUCACUUUAAUCACUUGGUGACAACAUUAAAGGACUUUACAUUAUUAAAUAUAUUAACUGACACUACGCUGGUCACAGGGAAUCUGAAAGUGCCAGUUCAUCGGGUGAUAUUGUCGUGUUACAGUUCCUACCUUAAAGAAUUUCUGACAAAUGAAAUUCUAAAUUGCUAUGUAUUGAUCAGUGACAUUGAAGAAUCUCUUUUACAAUUUCUUAUUAGUUACAUCUAUACAGGUGUAACAUCUGUUCCUGUAUCCAGUUUGAAUGACUGGUACAAAACAACCAGGUUGCUAAGAUUAGACAGCAUAUUGGAAGCUGGAAGAAACCAUUGUUCUGAGGAUGUGACUUAUUUUACAUGGCCUCAGCACCAAGAAAUGAUCCUCCAAUAUCUGUGGCAAUCUCGGUCUAAUCCAACAGAAUGUGAUGUGAUUUUAGUGACAAACAGUUUUUCACAGACUUUUGCACAUUCUUGUAUUUUGGGUGCAUGCAGUAGACAUUUGCUCAACAUUUUCCUCAAGCACAGUGAAAGGAAUAAAAAGAAACCAUAUGUGUUGAUUCUUCAGAAUGUUAAGAGUGAGGAUCUGGAGGCCGUUCUUGAAUUCUGCUACAGAGGAAGUGUUUCUGUGUUUGAAAGGAACAUUAAUUCCAUUUAUGACACAGCUGAACUAUUAGGUAUUCAAAAUCUUUGUAGAAAACUGAUAUCUAUUAAUCCUAUGAUUGAAAAAAUGUCUGAAAUACACAGAAACAGCUCUACUUCAAAUGUUGUCAGUAGGAUAAAGGCUUCUCACUGUUUAUCUCAACAGAAUGUACAUUCUGUGCAACUCCAAAACAUGUUUCAGCACUUUCUGGAUUAUGAAGACUUGGUUGAUAUAACGUUACUCAGAGGCAAACACAGCUUCACAGCUCACAUUGUUGUACUAAGUGCAUUUAGUAUGUACUUCAAAAACCUUACCAGAUGUCUGCAGCAUAAUGUGAAGGAUGCUUUUGUUCUCAUCAAAGACUUACGAACUCAGCAUGUAAGAGCUUUUCUAGAUUAUAUAUACAAAGGAAUGGCAGAGUUUGCGGGGACUACAGAGGUUUUCUGCCAGGUCAUGUCAGAUUGGAUUGAUUUUAGCUUGCUGUCAAUUUCUGAAUCAGAAACAUGUCAAAUUUUAACUAAUGCAACAUCUAUAAUGAAACAGAAGACAGAAUUCAGUGAAUCAGUGGAAGAACAAAACACAUAUUUUUCUGAAAGCAUUCUCCAUCCAAAUAUGGAACAUCAGGAAGAAGUUAUAGAGAGAGAUGAAAAUACACAACAAGAUGACUGCAGCAGAAGUGUACAAACUUCCAGAAACUUUGAGAAUGUCAUUGGCUUAGAAGUUUCUUCUUCUAUAACUACAGGAAGUUUCAAAGAAGUGGGACCAUUUGAAGAGCAUGGAGGUGUGAAGAUACCAACUGAAACACCUGUGGAAGAAGACCAGAACAGCUUGAAAAAUGAGAAUGAAAUUAGUGUUGAGGAUGAUACAGCAGAGGGAAGCAGUAUGCCAGAUGAGGAUGGAGCAACAGAAGAAGCACAUGAUGAGGCAGGAGAAAACAAACCUCAUAAGAGAUGGAGAGAUAGGGAUUCUGUUUUAACAUGUUAUACAUGCAGUGAGAAUUUUGAAUCACGGAAACAGCUGAGGGAGCAUUUAAUCAUUCACCCAAAUGGAAGAGUUAUGAAGUGCAGUUACUGUGGGAAAGGAUUUGAUAGACCAAGUCAGAUGAAACUUCAUGUUCGCAUACAUACUGGUUCUAAACCAUUCUCUUGCAAACAGUGUGGCCGUGCUUUUGCAGCAAAGAGUGCACUUCGGAAGCAUGCUGAUAUUCAUGCCAAGGAUAAAGGCAGGAUGUUUGAAUGUGCUGUAUGUAAUAAGUCAUUUUCAAGAAAGGAAUAUCUAGAGGAACAUAUCAGGACACAUACUGGCAACAAACCUUUUGAGUGUCUGAUAUGCCAUAAGACUUUUGUUGGCCGCACUGGGUUGAAUCACCACAGGAAGACUCAUGCAGAUGCUGAUGAGAAGAAAGACUCCAUGUGUGAAGUGUGUGGGAAGAGCUUCACACGCCAUGCCUUGUGGACGCAUGUCAAGUCACAUGAGAAGACCCACUGCUGCCAUCAUUGCAACAAAUGCUUCUCUACUGCAUCUGCAUUGAGAGUUCAUGUCACAGGCACACAUCUUGGCUGCAGAAGCUAUCAGUGUGAAAUAUGUGGCAAAGGUUUCAUACAAAAGAACCAUCUGAUCCGUCACAUGAAGGUACACAACAAUUCAAAAGAUGUGCGAAGUGCAAAGCCAUUCCUGUGUGGAAAAUGUCCACGGACAUUUAAAACAAAAAGCAGACUUGAAUCGCACACACGGGUGGAACAUAUUGAACCUGGAGAACGACCUUACUCUUGUGAAAUCUGCAACAAACGCUUUGCGGGCCGCAGCACCGUUAUCUACCAUCGGCGUGCGCACACAGGCGAACGUCCGCACUGUUGCUCAACCUGUGGCAAGAAGUUCAUGCGUCCAGAUGCGCUGCGCCAACACAUUACAUCUCAUACUGGUGAGCGUCGACAUCAGUGCUCUGUCUGUAGCAGGAAGUUUGCAACCAGAAGUACACUUAACAAGCACAUCCAGUCACAUAAGGAGACAGAAGAAAAAGAAACAACUUUCAGCUGUAAUGUGUGUCAUAAAGGCUUUCAGUCUGAAACACAACUUUCAUUACAUUCUCCUGUGCACAAUGGCUGUAGACCUCUACGGUGUCAUGUUUGUAGUAAAUCUUUCCGCUACCAGGACAGUCUUACAAAACAUCUAAAUAUUCAUAAUGCUGCACAAGAAGACACUCCAGAUAGUGCGUUAUCAUGUGUAUACUCUUUUCAAGUCUGUGAACAGACUUUUGAACAUGUCACUGAGCUGGGUAGUCAUACAAAGGAAACUGAAAAUCACAGUUAUGCAAGUGGAAACCUCAUUCACAGUCCUGACAGAGAUAUGGUGCCACAGUCUCUCGAGCAAUAUCCCAUUCCCCCUGCAGCUUUAAAUGAUAAUAUCUGUAUAAGAGACUUGAACAAAACUGCUUUAGUUGUUCCCCAUCGGCGUCCCUACAGCAUAACAAUAGAUGGUAACCUAUGCUGCAAUACAGAUGCCCAUGACACAAACAUUUUACCCGAAGUUGGUAACAUUGAUUCAUCCACAGACAUGCCACCCCCACCAGCCUCUCUCCGUUCUUUGUCACAUUCACACCCUGGGUUAGACCUGCAUUCGGCGAUAAGUUUGACAGCUUCACAUAUCCAUGAUCAAGAAACACAUCCACAUAUUGAAAUGGUUGGUAAUCCACCUGCACCAUACACUGAACCACUGUCAAAAUCAUUUCUCUUUAUAGAUAACUGUAGCCAGAUUUCUCAAGAGCACAACAAGCAGAAAAUGAUUCAGGAUUCAGGUAGAAUGUACAGUAAGGUAGAAACUUGAAUCUCUGUUCAGACCAGAUGUGUCAUAUGUUAAUAAUGUAUACUGGCUUCUGCAAGAAAGUGAUACUGUACACAUGUGUCUUAUUAUUUACUUAAAAUAAUAAAUGUUUUGUGAAUUAUAGGAAAUAAGCAGUUUAGAGUUUGGAUAUAUGGAGAUAUGAAGGGUAUAUGCUUACAAGACUGAGAACAAGUGUGGGCAUAGUAAAUACAUGUUUCUGUCCUAUUAAAUUAUAUAUUAUGUCACAUAUUCAAAGUUAAGCUCUGGUUUUACAAUAUGUAUGAAAUCAAACUGGUGUUCCUAAAUUACCAUCUGUUUUUCUUUCUUAUUCAAGUCUCGAACACAACCAGAGUACAGUGUAUAUUUGUAUGUAUUCGUGUCCAGUGACAGUAGAUCAUUAUAAAAGAUUUUAAAAGUGUACCCUUAACUGGCACAUUCUGUAAAAUCAGUUACAGAUGACAUGUUAGCAUCCAUGCUCUACUAACUACUUAGAAGAAAAUAAAGUGUAGAUAAUGUGAGAAAGGGAACAAUGUUCUCUAAUUGCUGAUGUGCCUUCUCUCAGGUAAACUGAAUAACUCAGGCUCUGACAAUCUCUUCCAUUACAAUAAACAAGCAUUUAAUUCACAUGCAGCUGUGCACUGUGGAUACAGACUGGUGACAAGUCAAAACUAGUGGCUUAUACUGAAAGAACAAUCAGUUUUAAGGCUCAACUGUUCCAUUCGGUAUAAAGUAAAUAUAUGCAUAAUUUGUUAAUACAUUCUUCAGAGUCAUAUUUUAAGUAUUUAAAGAAUAAAACAGAUUCUUUUUCAGUGCAGUCUUAGCUCAGUUAA